Messenger RNA from Pipra filicauda (Wire-tailed manakin), 993 nucleotides. RefSeq names its product iron-sulfur cluster assembly 2 (gene ISCA2). The record is from RefSeq and is a predicted model, not a curated record. Lineage: Eukaryota; Metazoa; Chordata; Aves; Passeriformes; Pipridae. The coding region runs from base 40 to 603 and encodes 187 amino acids. The transcript is spliced from 3 exons. Gene Ontology annotation, cellular component: mitochondrion. Gene Ontology annotation, molecular function: 4 iron, 4 sulfur cluster binding; iron ion binding; 2 iron, 2 sulfur cluster binding. Gene Ontology annotation, biological process: iron-sulfur cluster assembly.
CUCCCUUGGAUACCCGAGCCCUAGGGUCCUCCCCCGGGGAUGCCGAGUGUCUCCGCUGCGCGGCAAGGGGCGGCAUCUGCGGGGGUCGGGCGGCGUGGCGGGGACCCCGCUGAGGCUCCCCCUGUCCUCCCUUCUCCCCGAGGCAGCUGGGGCCCCGCUCCGCCGUGCCGAGGACGAGCGCUGCCGAGGCCCUCGCCUGAGCCUGCCCGGGCUGUCCGCCCGCUGCGGUGGGAGUCGUCCUUCUCCCAGCCGGGCCCGACGGAGAGCGAGCCCAGCGAAGGACAGGUCUUCCUCAGCGAAAGCUGCGUGAAGAGACUGCUGGAGAUUGCAGAAGGCUCAGAGUUUCUCAGGCUGCAGGUGGAAGGAGGUGGCUGCUCUGGCUUCCAGUACAAGUUUUCCUUGGACACAGUUAUCAAUCCUGAUGACAGGGUGUUUGAACAAGGUGGUGCCCGUGUGGUUGUGGAUGUGGACAGCCUGGCCUUCGUGAAAGGUUCCAUGGUGGACUUCAGCCAGGAGCUGAUCCGAAGCUCCUUCCAGGUGGUGAGCAACCCCCAGGCAGAGAAGGGUUGCUCAUGUGGGACUUCCUUCUCUGUCAAAUUCUGACUGGACUUCCCAUGGAUGGACACUGUUUUCAGACACUUCCUGGCAGUCUUCAGAGGGUUUGUUCUUUUCCCAGCUGCUCCCUCUCAUCUCGCUCUAUGACAUAGCUGUUACACAUUACUGCAGCUGUGUGUAUGUUUGCACUGAGCCUGUCUCCAAGACUUGUUGGCCUUCCCUUCAGAAACAUGAAGCAACCAUGAGCACGCACACAGGAGCCUCUUCAGCACCUUGUGAACCACUGGCCAGGUGGUGCUAACUCGCCUGCCCUGUCCUGAAUGUGGAACCACUUAACUGUUUCUCUCUGCAAGAAAUGGCUAUAAAUAUAUAUGUGUGUGUGCGCGUGUGCAGGUGUGUUUAUUGAAAAUUCUUAGUAAAAAAAGUCUCCGAGAUUGA